This is a messenger RNA of Seminavis robusta, 1092 nucleotides long. NCBI's taxonomy places the organism in Eukaryota, Bacillariophyta, Bacillariophyceae, Naviculales, Naviculaceae. The record is from the annotation of a GenBank genome assembly.
CUUUUGGAGAUGAGAACCGCUGUCAAAGCAGCUGCCGGCGUCAAAAGAUACCAUUUCCGCGUCGACUUUCAUGAUGGCUUCCAACCUGCUCCGUCCCAUCAUAAGAACACAAAACAAAGAAGAAGAAGAAGCGAAGCACACAAUAAGAGCCAGCUAGCUAGCUAAGGAAAAAGCAAGCAUUUCCUUUGAACGCGUAGAGCUACAAUGACGUCUUUCAAGUAUCUCAUCCUGAGCUUGGCUGUGAUGGCAACCUCAGCGUUCCAACCCAUGUCGUACGGAAGACCCUCGCUUGCAUUGAAAGCCCAGAUUGAUGAAGCCAAGAUCAAGGAUGCUGCAGAACACUUUGGAAAAUAUCCGGUGGAAGAAAUUGAAGAAAUGAAGAAGGAAAUCCACAAGGAACGGGUCCAAAGUCUCAUGUUUGAUCGAAACAGUGUCGUGAGCGCUGAAAAGGCAGCAGAGCAACGCCUCAUUGAGCAAGAACUCGAUCUCCAGCUUUCUCUAUUGAAGAAGGAUUUGGAAGAAGCAACUCCUGAACAAUCACUGUUCCCUGACAUGACAAUGUUUCCAGACGUUGAGGAGCCCAUUGAAGAGCUACCGCAUCUCAAAGACAACACAAUGGCUGCGAAAGGUGUUGCAGAUCAGAAACUCUUCAUCUUUGAAGAAGCCUUCCUUGAGGAGAACGUCUUAGAGACACUUGCUUUCUGCGCGGUUUUGGCACUAGUGAUGGUGGCUCCUCAAAUCAUUUAGUCUUGGCGGCCUACACUUCUCAUGGUUCCUACCAUUUCUAUAUAUCCAAUAUCCAUCGACAACCCAGAACUGAGCAAAAUCUGCAAACUGCAAGAAACAGUCUGCCAAAUUUACAAGAGAAAGCUACAACACAAGGGGCAGGCUAGAAUACAUAACAUCAUAAGAUCUUGACUAUUGGUCACUUCCCCAUAGCAGCAUAUUGCUACGAGAGGCAUUAUUUGCCAAGUUUUGCACCUAUCGUACGAUCCAUCGUUGCUUCCACCUGUUGAGUAGACUUUGGUCCUGUCACUUGAAUGGCUCAUUGUGUUCAUAACACUUCCCUAGUAGAUUGCCAGAUCUACAGGU